Dichotomopilus funicola is the source of this 879-nucleotide messenger RNA. RefSeq lists its product as uncharacterized. Lineage: Eukaryota; Fungi; Ascomycota; Sordariomycetes; Sordariales; Chaetomiaceae. The record is from RefSeq and is a predicted model, not a curated record. The transcript has a single exon. The coding region runs from base 1 to 879 and encodes 292 amino acids.
AUGGCCAGCCUCUACCAGGACACGACCACCUAUGGCUACCACGGCACCGACUACACCACUUAUCUGGGUAGUGCCGAGCAGGAGAUCUUCGCAGCCGGCUCCGGUUCCUCCCCAGAAGACUUCCACGUCCACUCGGCCACCGAGCCACACUUCGCUGCGUCCUCUGCUCUCCACGCCCACCCAGGCUAUCUCCCAUCCCCAACCGACCCCGUCGGCCCCGGGCCAGCAGUCUUUGACCAUGCCAUCCACGCCCACCAAUCCCACCUCCCGCGCUCGGCGCCCACCAGCUUUCCGGUCUCGGCCGACCAACACAAUACCCUCACUCUCGACACCAUGGGCCUAAGCUGGAACCCGGGCGCCACAUCCUCUUCCGCUAUCCCAACAUCCGCUACAACCGCCACAGCCGGCCCAGCAUCCUCCUCCGUCAACAACCAACCACCCCUCUCCCUCUCCCCCAGCCAGCUCGCCACCUUACCCGCCGCCGACCUCCGGUCCCUCAUCACCUCCCUCCAAACCACCCUCCACCAAACCACCCAAGAACGCGACGACGCCCGCAUGCACCUCUCCUCCACCCGCAACGAACUCUACGCCGCCCGCCAAAUCGAGCGCCGCUUGCGCGUCGAACGUGACGAGGCCCGCUCCCAGGCCGAGUAUCUCCGCGCCGAGCGCGGCCGCGCAAAACAGACCGAGGGCCGGCUCCGAAGGGAGCGUAACGAGGCGCGGGUGGCGGCCGCCGCCGCGGCUGCUGCGGUUGCCGGGGGGAGGGGAGGGAAGAAGGCGAAGAAGGGGCAUGAGAAAAAUGGGUCAGGGGGUGUGCUAGGGAUGGGGGAGAGUCAGGGGGAGGAAUCGGGGGAGAGUCCGACUAUGCUUAUGGAUUGA